AUGUCUGAAUAUACGUCUAAUUCUAAUUCUGAUUUUGAAGAAUUGAUUCGACAUCUUUCCGCAAUGACUGCGCCUUCCGCAAUAUUAGUCACGUUGGACAAAAUCAUGAGACCUUUACAUUUAAGAAAAUAUUUACAACAAAAUCAUAACCAACUUACAUGGAAACAAAGAAUCAACAUAAUUCAAAACAUAAUCUAUGCAGUUUUGCGCCUUCAUCAAGAAAAUUCUAUACAUAGAGAUUUGCAUUCAGGAAAUAUAUUAUAUUCUGAUCAUAGUGGUGGAUGGUAUAUUAGUGAUUUUGGAUUUUGUGGCCCUGCUGAUAAACCAUUAGAAAGUAUAUAUGGAAAUCUUCCUUAUAUAGCGCCUGAAGUUAUUAAUGGAAAAGGAUAUACUUUUGCAUCAGAUAUUUAUAGUAUUGGUAUGCUCAUGUGGGAGAUUUCAUCUGGACAACCACCUUUUGCUUAUUUUGACCAUGAUUAUGAUCUUGCAAUAAAUAUAAUAAAAGGAAUGAGACCACAAAUCAUACAAGGAACUCCAACAGAAUAUAAAAAUUUAAUGAACAAUACUCGACUUGAUCUAACCAGAUUUAGAUUAGAAUUUAUUUUCAGAAAUUCUUUUUCAUCUGGAAGCAUUAAGAAUUAUGCUCGUUCAGAAAGUCUAUG
Funneliformis geosporum is the source of this 662-nucleotide messenger RNA. NCBI's taxonomy places the organism in Eukaryota, Fungi, Glomeromycota, Glomeromycetes, Glomerales, Glomeraceae. The record is from the annotation of a GenBank genome assembly.